Messenger RNA from Stylonychia lemnae, 300 nucleotides. NCBI's taxonomy places the organism in Eukaryota, Ciliophora, Spirotrichea, Sporadotrichida, Oxytrichidae. The record is from the annotation of a GenBank genome assembly.
AUGGUUUAGAAUCACUGCUCUCAAAAACGAGACUGCAUUCACAUUAUUGAUAAACAAUGCUAUAAAACAGAAUUUAGAUACUACAAUGAUUAAAUUCGAUUUUUCAAGAGGCAAAAUCAGAAAUUGGACUUUCUCUUGAGAGAUUUCGCUUUUUGGAAAAUUGCUGUGCCAUUUGAAGAAAUAAUCCAAAUAGGAUAGCAGUAAGAUAAAUGGAUGAGAUUUAAAUUUAUUAAUAAGAGUGGGAGACAUUAAAGUGCAGUGGCAACACUUGAUCAGAUAUUACAAACUUACUCUGAUUGA